AUGAAAACGUGCAAUAGAGUUAAGGGUGGCCAGUGUGGCAACCAAAACGGUGCUAAGUUCUGGGAAGUAGUAUGCGCCGAACACGGUAUUGAUCCCACUGGUCGGUACCAAGGGGACUCAGAUCUGCAACUGGAGCGGGUCAAUGUCUACUACAACGAGGCUACCUGCGGCCGGUUUGUUCCCCAUGCCGUGCUCAUGGAUCUUGAACCUGGUGUUAUGGACAGCAUCAGAUCUUCUGGCCGGAUAACUUUGUCUUUGGACAGUCCGGUGCUAGAAACAACUGGGCUAAAGGGCAUUAUACUGAGGGUGCUGAGCUCAUUGAUUCGGUUCUUGAUGUUGUUAGAAAGGAGGCUGAGAACUGUGACUGCCUCCAAGGUGAAGUUACCCAAGGUCAAGUUGAUUGAGGGUUUGGGUCAUUAG
Messenger RNA from Fraxinus pennsylvanica, 420 nucleotides. The record is from the annotation of a GenBank genome assembly. NCBI's taxonomy places the organism in Eukaryota, Viridiplantae, Streptophyta, Magnoliopsida, Lamiales, Oleaceae.